UGUGUCCUAUUGUAACCCUACAGUCCAGAGAUCACUGGUCCAGUCUGUGUCAUACUGUAACCCUACAGUCCAGAGUUUGCUGGUCCAGUCUGCAUAUGUUAUUUGUCUGUGUGUAAAGGGUGUAUGUCAGUAUACAUGUAAAGGGUGUUGUGUGUGUAAAGGGUGUGAGUACGUCAGUCUGUGUAAAGGGUUCUCUGUGUAUGUAAAUGAUGCAGUCUGUAUGUGAAGGGUCCUCUGGCUGUGUGUAAGGGGAGCUGGGUGUAUCGAAGGUGCUGUGUUUAUUCAGGGAGUUUCUCUUGUUCUUGUUCUCAGACCUGCGCAAUCUGAUUUUCACUGUGAGUCAGAGCACAGAGCUGAGCUGCAGCACAUUGCCUCAGCGAGUGACUGCAUCUCUCUCCUCUGAUCCAUUUCGUAUGACACUGAUAAGCACUGUGCACAACACACAUCUUUUCCUAUGCCAUGCCUGAGCCAGCACAGGAGGACUGGUUAGCCCAGGAGUGCUGUGGACAGUGCUGUCUGUGUCCAGGAGUGCUGUGGACAGUGCUGUCUGUGUCCGGGAGUGCAGGGGUGCUGUGGACAGUGCUGUCUGUGUCCAGGAGUCUUGUGGACAGUGCUGUCUGUGUGUAGGAGUGCUGUGGACAGUACUAUAUGUGUCCAGGAGUCUUGUGGACAGUUCUGCCUGUCCUAUAUCUGGGAAGGACUCACCAGCUGAAUUAAGGAAAACUCCAGAGUUGUCAGACUGUAACACAGUAUGGAAUUUAGUCAGGACACAAGAAUUAACACUUCAUGUCCAAGUGAACAGGAUUUGUUUUAAUAUCUUAAAAUUAAAACUUAAAACUCAUCUAAGUCUCCUACACACAGUUUUUCUGGUCUCUGUGCAGCAGCAGCCUGGUUUCCCUUAGGGAUCCAGUACUGACAAUGUCCAGACUGGCUUGGCCUCAGAGACAUAAUGAAAUCAGGUUCCAGGGAGGUAACUCUUCCACUACAGUAUAUGCUGUACAGUGCUUUCUGUAAUACUCACAUUCAUGUUGGGUCCAGCUAACACAGCCUUUCUUUUCCUGAACAAAGUACUGGCUGGAUUUGGACAAGCAGCGAUCUCCACGGUGCCCAGCAGCAGAGCCACAGGAGAGCCGAGAGAGUCCUGGCCCUGUGAUGCCAGUGAGCCCCAGUCAGAGCCGGAUGUCUGGAGCUGUCGGCUCGCUGCGCUGUCAGUGUGCCUGCGACCAGCUCAUGUUUUGGUUGGCACAGCCCUGCCUCGUGCCCCUCCCACAGUCAACUGUAUAAGACCAAGCUCCCAGGAUCAGAGGCUCUGUACAGUAUUGAGCCUGUUGCUGUCUUGGUCCGUCUGCCUGUCCUGCUGUAGCUCCGGGAUUCACCAUGACCUUUGUUGCUCCACCCGGAUACCAGCCGCUCUACAAUCCCACAGUCCCCUACCUUGGCCCGAUCAAUGGAAACCUGAGAGCUGGGAUGUCCAUCUACAUCCAGGGAAGAGUUCCUCAUGAGAUCACCAGCUGUUCUCGUCUCUCUGUCCCUCAGGUGAAUGUGAAUGGCCGGCAGUUCUACCUUUUCCAGCACAGGAUGCCCCUGGAGAGAGUGAGCAAUCUGGAGAUUGGAGGGGACGUCAUCAUCCAGUCUCUGAACAUCCUGGGGGUGAGAGAGGGAGGGAGAAAGAGGGGAGCUACUACUACUACUACCAUUACUUCCUGUCUCUGUCACUACUGCUGCUGUAAAAACUCUUGUUACUGUUACUGCUGCUGCUGUAUCGACUACUGUUACUGCUGCUGCUAUAACAACUACUGUCUCUAUUGCUGCUGCUAUAAUGACUACUGUCCCUGUUACUGCUGCUGGAUGCAAGGCUACCCUGGAGGAAUGGGGGGCGGAAUGCAGGGAGGCAUGCAGGGCUACCAGGGUGGCAUGCAGGAUUACCCCUGUGGUGGUAUGGGUGGCAUGGGGGGCGGCAUGCAGGGCUACCCCUCUGGUGGCAUGGGUGGCAUGGGGGGAGGCAUGCAGGGAUACCCAGGAGGAGGAAUGGGGUACCCUGGGGCUAACCUACCGAUGAUCAGUGGAGCUCCAGUCUACAACCCGCCCAUCCCGUACUCCAACAUGAUCCCCGGAGGAAUGACCCCCAAACGUACCAUCAUCAUCAGAGGCAUGGUGCCCUACGGAGCCAACAGGUUCCACAUGAACUUCAUGGUGGGCUUCUCGCGGGACAUAGCCUUCCACCUGAACCCACGGGUGGCGGAGGGGCUGGUGGUGAGGAACAGCUGCCUGGGCGGCUCCUGGGGCCAGGAGGAGAGUGACCUGGAGUUCAACCCCUUCCAAGAGGGACAGUAUUUUGAGAUCUCGGUGCGCUGUGGGAACCAGCGGUACAAGGUGUUUGUGAAUGGGCAGUACCUGUGUGACUUCUUCCACCGCCUGCAGCCCUUCACCCAGGUGGACACCCUGGAGGUGGAGGGUGAUGUCCAGCUCUCCUACAUACACUUCUGAGCCGCCAGUCCCCUGAGUCUCAGAGGCUCUGAGACUCCCUUUCCUCUUCUGGAGUCCCCGAUUCUGAUUCCUCAUCCUUCUCCCACAGUUCCCUGUAUCCCUGUCCUCCAUCUCUGUUCCUCUGUUCUCUGAUUCCCUGUAUCCCUGUUCUCCAUCUCUGUCCUCUGACUUAAAUGGUGCUGAGCAGUUAUCCGACUGACUCCCUGUCAGUCUCUCCCCUCCUCUCUUCACAGACCAGAUUCUCAUCAUUACAGGGUCAGAUGCCUAAUUUUACAUUGUAAAUGUCUUUUGUCUGCUUCCUUUUUAAACUGAAUAAAGCAUAUCUAGCUGUGUGUCA
This is a messenger RNA of Lepisosteus oculatus (spotted gar), 2824 nucleotides long. The record is from RefSeq and is a predicted model, not a curated record. NCBI's taxonomy places the organism in Eukaryota, Metazoa, Chordata, Actinopteri, Semionotiformes, Lepisosteidae.